AUGAGGAGGCGACUGACCAAGCAGUUCUCUGUCAAAGAGGUUCUGGUCCAGGUUUCUGGAUAUGAAAUUAAACAGGAGAUAGACGAGGAUGUCUCGGAAGUGGAAGACAACACAGAUUUUGAUCCAGACUUUGAGGAGACUGACCAGUCAACAGCUGGAGAGGGAGAGGCUCCCGAAGAAAGGGCGCCUGAGGAAACAUUGCAGUCCAAGAGUGGAUACUUGCUCUGGUCUUCAUCCCUCCAGGACAGAGGAGGUAGCCCAGGACCAACACAGUAUGCCAUAUCUCAUGUGGAUGACAUCAAAUCCAGCUUCCAACUCUUUUUACCAGAGUCCAUUGAGGGAAUUAUACUGGAGAUGACAAACCUGGAGGGGAAGCGUGUGUUUGGAGACACCUGGAGAGAAAUUGACCUGGUAGACCUCCAAGCCUACAUAGGUCUGUUGAUUUUAGCAGGAGUAUAUCGCUCAAACAAUGAGGCUACAAAAGGUCUGUGGGAUGCAGAGUCUGGCAGGCCUAUAUUCCGGGCAACCAUGUCCUUAGAACAAUUUUGUGUCCUUUCAAGAAUUAUUCGAUUUGAUAACAGAGAUACACGGCAAAAUGACAAGCUGGCUGCCAUCAGGAACAUUUGGGACAGGUGGGUGGAGCGCCUACCUCUUAUGUACAAUCCAGGCCCUGAGGUGACGGUUGAUGAGUGCCUGCUUCCUUUCAGAGGUCGCUGUCCCUUGAAGGUGUACCUUUCAAGCAAUCCAGGGAAAUGUGGAAUAAAGGUUUGGGUAGCAUGUGAUGCCAGGAGCAGCUAUGCCUGGAAUAUGCAGGUAUACACGGGGAACCCCAGUAGUGGAGGGGCCGAAGAAAACCAGGGUGUGCGUGUUGACAAGACAACCAGUCUCCAACGGCAUAAUACCACAUGUGACAACAAGCCUGAACUUUCCCCUGCACAAGUAUCAACCAGAGGAAGAGAGGCACUCUCAUCAACAUGUGCAUUCACUGACGCACACACACAUGUGUUGAAUGUUCCCACGGAGAAUAGAAAUGUCAUCCCGAUGAGCACGCUACACAAAGACGCCGCGGUCAGCACCACAGAGGACAGGAAGCCCCUUAUAAUCCAGGACUACAAGAAGAACAAAGGAGGUGUUGACUGCCUUGAUAAGCUUACUGGCACAUACACCUGCAAGCUAAUGACAGCCCGCUGGCCUGUGGCACUGUUCCACAAGAUCCUUGAUGUGUCUGCUUUCAACGCAUAUGUGGUGUGGACAGCCAUCGACCCAACCUGGAAUCAGGGGAAGAGUUUCAAGAGGAGACUUUUCCUAGCAGAGCUGGGGAAAGCUUUGGUGACUCCUCUUAUUCAACGGCGCCAACACAUUCCCCGCACACCAGCCUCUGCCAGUCUGGUGAAGAGUGUGCAAGCCCCAGUCCCAGCCGCUGCCCUGGCUGCUCUCCCCCAACAAAGACACGGGCAGAAAAGGAAGCGCUGCGGGCUCUGUGCCCCGAGAGACAACAAAACAAGCCUGAGAUGCUGCAAAUGUGAUGCCUCUGUUUGCAAGGCCCACUCUCACCUGACUGUCACAUGCCACUCAUGUGCAUGA
Molecule: messenger RNA, 1584 nt
Organism: Oreochromis niloticus (Nile tilapia)
Lineage: Eukaryota; Metazoa; Chordata; Actinopteri; Cichliformes; Cichlidae
Product: piggyBac transposable element-derived protein 4-like
Exons: 2
Coding region: 1-1584 (527 amino acids)
Source: RefSeq, a predicted model, not a curated record